Molecule: messenger RNA, 1432 nt
Organism: Physella acuta
Lineage: Eukaryota; Metazoa; Mollusca; Gastropoda; Physidae
Source: RefSeq, a predicted model, not a curated record
AGGCUGCGGAUACACUAUACGUCGGCAGACCGAAUUUUUUCAUCUGACGUCAGGUGUUGUCCAAUCUGCCGAAGAGGGGUGCGCCCCAGCGGUUACACUGUAGCCCGUCAGAACGUAUGUCUGACUACCGGCAGGCAUUGUUUUCAAAACAAAAAUGGACGACCAAAUGAAGAUUCAUUUUUUAGCAGAAAACAUGCUUCUCAAGAUUUUAUUACUAAACGAAAAGGAAUGGGUUAAUCCUAUAUUUGCUGAAAGAGAAAAAUGUGGCGAAUUUCACACUUUGUUUCCAAAACUGCUGGAGCAGCCCCAGAAAUUCUACGAGUACUUUAGAAUGAACAGGGACACUUUUGAGUACAUACUCAACAAUAUUAGGCCGUACAUAGAAAAACAGAGUAGCUUCAGGAAAUGCAUUUCUCCAGAGGAACGCCUGGCGGUGACAUUGAGAUACCUAUCAACUGGAUUAGCCUUCAGAUCUUUGGCCUUUUCAUAUAGAAUCGCCCACUCAACUAUUGCCAAGAUUAUUUAUGAGACCUGUGAUGCUAUAUGGAACUGCUUCACUGAAAAGCAUAUGCCAGUACCAACAGCAGUAAUGCUUGAGCAAUGUGCCAAGGACUAUGAAGAUUUAUGGAAUUUCCCAAACUGUGUUGGUUCCAUUGAUGGGAAGCAUGUUCGAAUUAAAUGUCCUAAAUUAUCAGGUUCAAAAUACUUUAAUUAUAAAACUUUUCACUCACUCAUCCUUCAAGGAUUGGUAGAUGCUAGAUAUAAAUUUUUAAGUGUAGACUUUGGAGCAUAUGGAAGGCAAAGUGACAGUGGUGUUUUUAUAGAGUCAAAUCUCUAUAAACAGAUAGAAAUGGGUUUGUUUCCUUUCCCCCAAGCAAGACAAUUACCUGGGACCACUUUUAAUCUUCCUUAUGUUAUACUAGGAGAUCAAGGAUAUCCUUUAAAGGAUUACCUAAUGCGCCCCUACAGCUCAGGUCCAGCAACAGUUCCACAUGAUGUUGAAGUUUACAAUUAUAGGCAUAGUAGAGCCAGACGUACAGUAGAAUGUGCAUUUGGAAUACUAGUUGCUAAAUGGAGAUGUCUAAAGACAGAGUUACAAGUUGAUCCAAAACACAUAGACAAACUAGUCACUGCUGUUUGCUUGUUGCACAAUAUCAUUAUAGAUAAAGAGGGAAUUAAUGAAACUAUGAUGCAUAAUAUAAAUUUGGAGAUUGUUACCAGUGCAGCAGAGUGUGUUAAAUCAAAACGCUAUAACAGAGCUGGUAGAGAAGCUUACAAUAUUAGAGAUCAGUUCAAAGCAUAUUUCAAUGCUGAAGGAGCUGUACACUUCCAAUAUGAUAAACUAAAUACUUACACUAUCUAAGAUAUUAUAAAACAAUUUUAAGUUUUGAUGCCACUGGUAUUUAAUUGAAAUAAACUUCUUUGGUUGUUA